This is a messenger RNA of Lymnaea stagnalis (great pond snail), 822 nucleotides long. Lineage: Eukaryota; Metazoa; Mollusca; Gastropoda; Lymnaeidae. The record is from the annotation of a GenBank genome assembly.
AUUGUUUCUGUGAUCUUCGUGAUCUUGCUACUGACGGUGCUUGGGUUUUAUCUUCUAAACACAGGUACAGUUCCCAUUAAAUAUUUAAAAGAAAAAAAAAGAAUACAAUUUGUUGGAAAAAAGUAGUAUGAUAUCGCCAAUAAUACGACAAGAUGAUAGAACGGUUUGUAUUGAUUCGCUAACCCACCUAUUAUAGAAGAAGCUUUGUGAUAAACACAUACAUUUUAAUGAUGAAAUAUAAAUAUAAUUAUAUAAAUCUUUGAUGAGAUAAUAAAAAUCAAUAAUAAAUUAAUGUUGUUUAAAACUUUCUAAUUUAAUUUUCUAGCCAAACUAAUAAAAAUUAGAUCAAAUAUUUCAUUUCAGUUAAAAUCAUGCGCAAGAAAGCAAAAGCUUGUAUUCCCCAAGAGUUCAGAGAUGGCGAUGUCUACGAAGAGGUCGACUCAUUUGAUGAAGUAGAUUACAACGAGAUGAACUUGGACAAUGACAGACGCAUGAAAUCUGACAAUGGUCGCGUUGACGUUACCGUAAACAAACAUGAUGUGUUGGAAGACGCGUCACAAGGAAAAGACGGCAAUCAUUUUGGUAACAUUUACAACAGAGUGAUUGUGCAGGACACACUGUGGGAUAUCCUGGGGGUCACAUUCGAGGGUUCUUAUAACAGAGUAGGUCAGAGAGUGACGGAACAGGACGGGGGUUCUAAGGCCUUUCAGGAGACUGUUCGCGAUGACUGCACCACUGUUGUUGACGAUACUACUAAAACGUCAAAUGAAUAUGUGGUCAUGAAGAAACCUGUACGGAACCACUUCGAGUACAUUACAGUCC